GCCUGGUCCUCCAGAGCUUCCUACCUACGGAGCCCCUGGCUUGCAGGAGGUCGCGCCCUGUGACCAGGGGCCCUGCUGACCGAGCGCCCGGCGUCGCACCUGUAGUGCUUAAGUGCAUCCGUAGCUUAGGUCCAGGGCCGCAACCAGAACAGACUCGUCGCCAGAGUUGGUUGGCGGGAUAGAAGAGGUUCAGGCUCCUGCUGAGGGCACGGCUGAUGCCGAAGCUUGGCCCUGAAGAGCAGGAGUUGGCUGGGGACACUGGGAGGCUGUGCUCUUCAGCAGUGACCAGUAUGUCCAAGCAGGACAUCCGUGAACGCAUUUGGGACUACAUGGAGUCACACAAUAUAGCUGACUUUCCCCGACCUGUCCAUCACAGGAUUCCUAACUUUAAGGGCGCUCCUCGCGCUGCAGAGCAUCUGCCACGCUUGCAGGCGUUCAGCCUGGCCAGAACCAUUAAAGUAAAUCCUGAUGCUCCCCAGAGAAACGCCCGCUUCCUUGUGCUGGAGAGCAAAAAAACAUUGUUGGUCCCAACCCCACGACUGAGGACUGGACUGUUUAAUAGGAUCACACCGCCCCCUGGAGCCACUAAAGACAUCUUGAGAAAAUGUGCCACCUCUCAGGGUGUGCGGAACUUCAGUGUCCCUGUAGGCUUGGAUUCCAGAGUCCUUGUGGACUUAAUUGUGGUGGGAUCUGUUGCCGUGUCUGAGAAAGGAUGGCGAAUUGGGAAGGGAGAAGGUUAUGCCGAUCUUGAAUACGCCAUGAUGGUGUCAAUGGGAGCAGUCCACGAGGGGACGCCAGUGGUCACCAUCGUCCACGACUGCCAGGUCGUGGACAUCAGCGAGGCUCUCCUGGAAGACCAUGACCUCACGGUCGACUACAUCCUCACUCCCACCAGGGUCAUCACCACAGGCUGUACGCGCCCAAAGCCAGCAGGGGUCAUGUGGUCCAAGGUCAGCUGUGAGAUGCUGGCGAAAAUCCCAGUUCUCAGGAUCCUCCGUGACCGGGAGAGGCAGGCCGGGAAGGAUGUCACCCUUCAGGCUGAGCCCAGCAGCCAGCAGCCAGCUCCAAGCACUACCAGGAGACCACAGGAUGCACAGCAGCCACGGACAAGGUCCCCACAGGGAGAGGACACCUCACUGGUUGCCACCAUAUGUGUGGGGAACCUGCCCCAUGAUACCUGCGUGAGCGAGCUGAAAAGAGUCCUUCGGGAACUGGGCGUGGCACCCUUGCGGCUCACCUGGCAGGGACCUCAGCGCAGGGCCAUCCUGCGGUACCCAGACCCGGCCACAGCCCAGCAAGCCGUCUCCCGCUUGCAAGACCUACACCUGGGCGCCAACACUUUGCGGGUGGCACUAGCUAGACAGUGGAGGGACACAUGACCUGUAGCUCCCAGGAGCAGAGCCACCAUGCUGGAGAGACCAGUAGGAACUGGCUGCUGCUGUUCCUGAGGAACCAGAGAGCCUGUGUGGCCAGCUGUGGACCUGCUAGCUUGUGAGAUGUUCUCACCUGGGAGGAAGUAGGGGAGGUACUCAGCAUGACCAGGUAGCUGUGAACUCUGACUCAUUCUGGUUCUGCUGGGGGCAGAUGGCUGGGGACAGAGAGGGAACAAGCGGUAGAGGCUUGACUGGUGUAGGAUGCGAGGAGAAGGAGGAGAAGGCAGACACAGGGCCUUCUAGGAGAGGCCAUGGCAGGAGCCAUCAAGGACAGAGCCAGAAAAGCGUCCGUGUCAUCCUCGGGAGCCUUUGGCGUGGCAUAGAAGUGUGGGGUGGGGAAUCUGUACUCUAAAUGCAGUGCAAAUCCUAGUUGACACCUGGGUAGCAAGUGCCCAACAUGCCUCAUGGCUGCGGCCUGGCAUCCUCCCAGGGUUGCACAGUUGCUGGUUCUCCAAGUUCUCGGUCCCAAACAGUCAGCUGCUCUUGCCUCACGAUCACGCGUCAGGUGCCAGUGAGCGGAGGUCACGGGCGUCUCUGCGGCAGGCUAGGCUUUUCAGCAGGAGCACAUUUGCAGUUGCUCUUGGGCAAAAAGUCAAAAUAAACACCUGAGCAGAAAUUUUCUUUCAGAUGUA
Molecule: messenger RNA, 2065 nt
Organism: Jaculus jaculus (lesser Egyptian jerboa)
Lineage: Eukaryota; Metazoa; Chordata; Mammalia; Rodentia; Dipodidae
Gene: Mthfsd
Product: methenyltetrahydrofolate synthetase domain containing
Exons: 8
Coding region: 216-1379 (387 amino acids)
Cellular component (GO): cytoplasm
Molecular function (GO): nucleic acid binding
Source: RefSeq, a predicted model, not a curated record